AUGAGCGCUCUGAACCAAACUAAAAGCUGCCACAAUCCCGUCAUUCAGGGUAUCCCGUGCUUGGAGUCACUCUCUGACGACGAUCUUGGCAUACAGGAGGCUGUGGGGAGCCUUCCAGGGACGCCUCUUAACAAUGGGCAGAGCAGCAAGAGGGAAGCUACCCCAUCGCUUCCACCGGCUGCACUGCUUCCAAAAAGGCGUCCUCGGAAAGGCAGUAGAACGGCAGCAAAAUCGGCAGUAGUAGCAGACGACGACGAGAACAAGGCUGAAAAGGCAGCAGCAACAGCACCAGCAGCACGAGCUGCUGUUGCGGCUGCCAGACAGGCACAAGGUGACUGCAGUAACACCUUUGAUGAAGAUGUGCCUCUAGAUGCUUUUUUCCUCCUCUCUCCAGCCGCUCGACCAAACGGACUCAGCGCGAAGAGGCGCUUGGAGAUUAAUAAAAAGAAGAGACAGCUUCGAAAAGAAGCCGAAACGCUUGCCAAACAGGUCGAGGUUUUGAAGGCUGAGGAGCUCAAAGAGCGCGAAGAAGUCAAGCAUCAGCAAUGGAAGGCCGUGCUGUUGCAGCAGCUACAGCAGCAGGAUGCAGCGGCAGCCGCUGCUGCCGAGAUUCCAGCGGAAGACGAGUGGGGAGACUUUAACGAACUUUUAUGA
Messenger RNA from Cyclospora cayetanensis, 654 nucleotides. RefSeq lists its product as uncharacterized. The transcript has 4 exons. The record is from RefSeq and is a predicted model, not a curated record. The coding region runs from base 1 to 654 and encodes 217 amino acids. Lineage: Eukaryota; Apicomplexa; Conoidasida; Eucoccidiorida; Eimeriidae.